This is a messenger RNA of Sesamum indicum (sesame), 470 nucleotides long. RefSeq names its product heavy metal-associated isoprenylated plant protein 19. Gene Ontology annotation, molecular function: metal ion binding. NCBI's taxonomy places the organism in Eukaryota, Viridiplantae, Streptophyta, Magnoliopsida, Lamiales, Pedaliaceae. The record is from RefSeq and is a predicted model, not a curated record.
UAUGGGAAAAAUUCAACUCAGCAGGUUGUGGUGGCACAAUACAAUCUCUCUAUGCAUUGCAAUGGAUGCGAAAGAACUGUCGUGGAAACCGUCUCCAACAUCAAAGGGGUGGAGAAGUUUGUGACGGAUAUAAACAAUCACAAAGUGGUUGUUACGGGUAGAAUUGAUAGACAAAAGGUAUUGAAGAAGCUGAGGAAGAAAACUGGGAAGAGUGUGGAACUUGUGGCGGAGGACGAAGAUGAUGAAGACGAAGAGGGACAAUUGAUCGAAAAUGAUGGAGAACAAACAAUGGAUUCUUGGCUAGUUCAUUAUUAUGGGGAUGGUGAAAUACAUAUGAUGUUCAAUGAUGAGAAUGCAAAUGCGUGUUCAAUUAUGUGAACAAUCUAAUCAUGUAAACAUAAUAAUUUAUACAAGUGUCAGCAACCGGUGUACCUAUUGCAGGUGUCAUGUUCAAUCCUAUGUGAGACGAA